This is a messenger RNA of Heterotrigona itama, 1772 nucleotides long. The record is from the annotation of a GenBank genome assembly. Lineage: Eukaryota; Metazoa; Arthropoda; Insecta; Hymenoptera; Apidae.
CUUUCGACAAUUAUAGAUCCCUUUGGAGAGGACGUAUCGCUUCUUUACCCGGACAAUCACGGCGAUAAGUUCGCCAGAUUCGUCGAGACACCUUGCGAAACGCCGAUAAUCAAAGGCGUAAUAAAUCAAUUACGAAAAUGGCCAGCUGAUAUAUUUUUCGCAUUCCUGACAGCCUGUCUAAUCAUAGGAAGUCUGGUUUUCUUGAUCUUCCUUACGGUGACCAUUUGUGUGCCCACUGUUGUCGGUAACAGAAUGGAAGAAAUCUCGAUCCUAGAAGUCAGAACAUCGUCCAAUGCAUAUUUUUUCAAAUUGGCUAAUCAAAAUUGGUCGACGACAGAUUAUUGCUACAUAGAGACUGCAGCCAGAAGACAUCCAGAUUUCAAUGUGUAUCUGAUAAAUUUAAUAAAGGAAGAGCCCAAUAAGAGAAACUUGAAUCAGUCGAGUAUCAAUAGAACAAGAUUAGAAUCUAAAUUGAACGAUCCGAAUAACUAUCAUUCCUCGAUAUCGAGUCCAGAGGAUAGGCUCAGGCAACGAUUGGUACUUGGAAAUGGAAACAUAAGAAACAUCAAUGUGUCGAUCGAUAAAUUCUUCAAAGGCUCGAAAUUAUCGAAAGUUGCGAAACAAUUGGACGAUGAAGUUCUGGAAAUCGCAGCCAAAGCACAAUUACUUUGGAGUGUUCCUGGUGUUGCGCUUAAACCGAACAUGUUCUGCAAUUUAGACUCGGUGAAAAGUUUUCUUUGCAACAAUAAAAACGAGUGUUUGCCAGACAAGCUAGCAACCAUUGAACCAGAAAAUGACAUUCAGGUAACAGGAGUACCAUGUCAAGCUUUCAUGGGGUUUGUGGUCCAAGAAAUAUCAAGAAACAACCACAAUGGAAAAUACACGUUGAAAGAAGCGGUAGAAAAAUAUUGUCCAAGGAAUAUCCGAUGUUACACACACCAUGGCUCUUAAUGCAAUUAUGCGUGAUUAUCGUUGAGGUCACUGUAUUCUGUGUAAAAGUAUUCUUGGAUGGGCUUCACAUAAAACGCGACGAGAUUUUAUUAUCUGUUCUGACCAUACAUAAUUGGCUUCAAGUAAAAACGCUCUAUAUGGCACUGAUGUGUUUCGUAAUAUACUGUUUAAGUUGUAUUACUUUCGAAGCCGGAAGCCAUUUUCCUCACGGAAAUCCAAUGACCAAAUCUGUGGCAUUUAAUGCUCUUUUUCGACGAAAUUAUAAUUUGAAGAUUAUAAUACUAGUAACGAAUAUAAUCACAGGACUUGUAACUACUCUGAUGAUAAUUAUCGCUGACAGAUAUGAUAUUCCCUAUCUAUAUUUACCAUGGUUAGUGAAUACCAUGAAAGGAAUUUCUCUGUGUGAAGGACCAGCGCUUUUAAACUUGACCAAUGUACUUCUAUCUAGCAUUACUCUUCCCACUGCAACUUUUAUACUUAUAACUUUCUUUCUAUAUGUCGAACAACUUUACAUUUGGAAUAAUGUAUUCGUAAAAUUCCAACACUGCUGGGAGAAUUAUCACAAUGAAAAACAUUCUGUCAUAGAAAAAACGAAAGAGAAGUUAUUUACUACGCGUAAUAAAAAGUUAAUGUGCCAUAAUAAUGUUAAAAACGAACUAAAUAAAACUGGUGUUAAAAAAUUGAAAUCUGAUAAAAAACCGAUCGAAUUUUGUGACAAUAUUAACAAACAAAUUUCUACUGAAAUUCGUUUAAGGCCGAUUAAAAAUGCUAUUAAAGAUAAUAAUAAUUUUAUACAGGAUCAAUUAUUGGACAUAACUGGA